UUGUAGUAAAACAACCUGAAUUACCUACCUCAGAAACAGAAUUUAUUAAUAUUUUUUUUAAAGAGAAUUUAGAGCAGUUAGAUGUGUAUAAAUUAUCUUUUGAAGAUGUACCUUACAAAAAUCAAAAUGAUUAUGCUAAAAUUUGUCAGAAGAAAAUUCGUGAAAUAUAUUUACCAUCAGUUAACCAAUUGAUUAAUAAUAAGUAUAAAGAUAUCAAAGAAAAUGAUCAUGUGAAAAAAUUUAUAGAGAGAUUAAAUACAUUGAAAGAUGUUGAUUCUAAACGAUUUUUAUAUAAGUUAACUAGAAUUAUUGAGAAACAUCAAUUAAAUAUCUAG
Molecule: messenger RNA, 335 nt
Organism: Dentiscutata erythropus
Lineage: Eukaryota; Fungi; Glomeromycota; Glomeromycetes; Diversisporales; Gigasporaceae
Source: the annotation of a GenBank genome assembly